Molecule: messenger RNA, 1410 nt
Organism: Lepisosteus oculatus (spotted gar)
Lineage: Eukaryota; Metazoa; Chordata; Actinopteri; Semionotiformes; Lepisosteidae
Gene: alad
Product: aminolevulinate dehydratase
Biological process (GO): heme biosynthetic process
Cellular component (GO): cytosol
Molecular function (GO): porphobilinogen synthase activity; zinc ion binding
Source: RefSeq, a predicted model, not a curated record
CAUGACGUGGGCGUGUCCCGGGGGGUGACGCAUGUACGGUGGCCGGACUGAGUCAGUCCGAGUUUCUCUCGACAGACCGCGCAGACACCGAUCAGAAGCUCCGAGCCCUCCUGCCAUGCAGACAGCCGACUCCCUCCUGCACAGCGGGUACUUCCACCCCACGCUGCGCUGCUGGCAGACAUGUGCCACCGAUCUGCACCCCAGCAACCUCAUCUACCCCGUCUUCAUCACGGACAGCCCUGACGCUGUGGAGCCCAUCGCUAGUUUGCCGGGACAGGCCAGAUAUGGGGUGAACAAGCUAGAGGCUAUGCUGCGCCCCCUGGUGGACAAUGGCCUGAAGUGUGUUCUCCUCUUUGGAGUUCCAGCCAAGAUUCCCAAGGAUGAGCGUGCCUCUGGUGCGGACUCUGAGGACACGCCUGUGGUUGUGGCCUUGAGCAAACUACGCACCACCUUCCCAGACCUGCUGCUGGCCUGCGAUGUCUGCCUGUGCCCCUACACCUCUCAUGGACACUGUGGGAUCCUGCGGGAGGACGGCUCCCUUGACAACGAGGCGAGCUGCCGGCGGCUGGCAGAGGUGGCCCUCGCGUACGCCAAGGCUGGCUGCCACAUCAUCGCUCCCUCGGACAUGAUGGACGGACGCAUUGGGGCGAUCAAGCAGGCCCUCCUCUCCCACGCCCUGGGGAACAAGGUGUCAGUGAUGAGCUACAGCGCCAAGUUCGCCUCCUGCUACUACGGCCCCUUCAGGGAUGCUGCCCAGUCCAAGCCUGCGUUUGGGGACCGACGGUGUUACCAGCUGCCUCCUGGGGCGCGUGGCCUGGCGCUGCGUGCCGUGGACCGGGACGUGAGGGAGGGGGCUGAUGUGCUAAUGGUGAAGCCAGGGCUGCCGUAUCUGGACAUUGUACGAGAGGUCAAAGACAAGCACGCAACCCAUCCCCUGGCAGUGUACCACGUGUCAGGAGAGUUCGCCAUGCUGUGGCACGGAGCCCAGGCUGGCGCCUUCGAGCUGCGCGCUGCUGUCCUGGAGGCCAUGACAGCCUUCCGCAGAGCAGGUGCCGACAUCAUCAUCACCUACUACACCCCCCAGCUGCUCAGCUGGCUGAAGGAGAUGUGACCUGCUGGCAGGCUGCCCUGCUCCUCUGCUCCUCCCCGGCGACAGAGGGACGGACACGUCUCUGGACACCGGGCUGGGCAACCUGCAUGGGUGGGGACCAGCGGGAGGAAUCCUUCCCGAGACUAACACUAGCAUCCAGACAAUCGACUGUAGAAACUAACCCCCUGUCUUGUUAGCUGCAGAACUAGUGUGGCUUGAGUCAUGUGUGUGUCAUGUGGGAGGCUGUGUGCUGAAUGGACAUGGAUCCUAACUGCAGCGGUGCCUUGAAUGUCAGAAAUAAAAUCAGAGCUUGUCGGAGA